UUCCCGGGAAACAAGCUCAAGGCCGAAACCGCCGAAACUUGCUGGAAGUUGGCAACAAGCACCAACGCGGAAGGACCAGAAAGGACCGUGAGUCCGCAGACGCGGAUGUGUUCCGCAUUUCUGUUCCAUAUGUGCCGCAAAAUCGUAAUGGUCGCGGACAUAGUCAGCUGGCGUUGAACCUGAAGCGCGCGGGCCGAUGACAUUGACAGACAGCAGCGAUUGCACUCCGGGAGGUGCGUGGUCGGUGCCCAUGAGACUGGCUACACAGAUCGUCAAGUCUGCCAUGCCGCCCAGUGAGCACUGUGGACCGCUUGCUAGCACACGCAACGAUGACAUAUGCAUCAGUGAACGACUGCUGUCGACGCGCCGACACUUUCAGCUAUCGGCGAAGAGCGUCGCGUCCGAUAUUAUCGGCAGAAUACGUCCAACCGUUCUCACGGGGAAACCAAGUGGCAGCGUGGAUGGCCUGGAGGCGAUGAGCAGUGACUGUGAGAGGGGCAAAAGUAGCUCCCCACAAGCGGGAGACAGUAGUCCCACGACAAAUCCAGCAAGCAAGGCAGACAUGGAGCUACUUGCGAGGCUUGAGGAACAAAACAGGCUUCUAGAGUCUGACGCCAAGUCACUGAACUCUCUCACAUCCACCCACUCCCGAAAGUCAUCGGACACCAGCCAGGUGUCAGUUACUUCGGGAGCCAGCCAACAGAGUGGUGCCAUGGACGACGAAGGGGAGGACGUCUGGGUUCUAUGGGGACGGAUAGUCAACGAAUGGGAUGCGCACAUCAAGAAGAAAAAUGCCUUUGUCAAGGAGCAGGUCCGCAAGGGUGUCCCCCAACAUUUCCGAGCCAUCGUGUGGCAGCUGCUGUGCAAUGCACAAACAUGUCCUGCGCGGGAGCGUUAUGCGGAAUACCUCAAAGGCACGUCUCCUUGCGAAAAAGUGAUUCGCCGGGAUAUUGCUAGGACAUAUCCGGAGCACGAGUUCUUCCGCGACAAGGACGGCGCCGGUCAGGAGGGCCUCUUCAACGUGAUGAAGGCUUAUUCUCUCCACGACAGAGAAGUGGGCUACUGUCAAGGCAGUGCUUUCAUCGUGGGUCUGCUUCUUCUGCAGAUGCCAGAGGAAGAGACGUUUGCGGUGCUUGCCCGAAUGAUGCAGGAUUAUCGGCUCAGAGAAAUCUACAAACCUAGCAUGGCUGAACUGGGACUGUGCAUGUUUCAGCUGGAGUGUCUCGUGCAGGAACUGGUACCAGAGAUCCACAUGCACUUCCAAGCUCAGAGCUUUCACACUUCAAUGUAUGCAUCAUCCUGGUUCCUCACUCUGUUCACAUCUUGUUUGCCGCACACUUUAGCAUGCCGAGUCAUGGACCUUUUUCUUUCUGAGGGAAUGGAAAUGAUAUUCAGGAUAGCCAUUGCCAUUCUCCAGUACUGUAAGGAAGAUAUCCUACAGCUAGACAUGGAAGGCAUGUUAAAGUAUUUCCAAAAGGAAAUGCCAUCAAAAUGUGAAACAGAUCCCGAUUACCUCAUCAACCUUGCACUCCAAGUGAAAUACAACAGCAAGAAAGUAAAAAAGCUAGAGAAAGAGUACACAGCUCUGAAAGCCAAAGAACACGAAGAAAUGGUAGAGCUUAGAAGGCUUCGUACAGAGAACAGGCUCCUGAGGCAAAGGAUAGAACACUUAGAACAAGAAAGCUCCUCACUUGCUGACCGCUUGAUUCAGGGUCAGGUUGUCCGAGCACAAGAGGCGGAAGACAAUUACAUCAUCAAGCGAGAGCUUGCUGCCCUCAAGCAGCAAGAGCUUACAGUCCAGCAAGAGUUGGAGAAAGCACACAACCAAAUCAAAGAACUUCAUGAGGCACAGACUCAGCCUUCUUCAAUGGAAAGUCAAGCAGAAGAUCUGCUCAAGUCUCUGCAGGGUGAACUGGUUGCUGUUAAAUUAAGGGAAGCAGAGGGUCAGGAGACCAUGCGAGGACUCAGGCAGAGGAUUCAGGAACUUGAAGAAGAGAACAAAAGGCUGCGGGAGACAACUCCAGAUGACAGUGUGGCCAACCUUCAGGAAGAGCUGAUUGCGGUGAAGUUACGAGAAGCAGAGGCUAACCUUUCUACCAAGGAACUCAGGCAGAAAGUGCUGGACCUACAGGCCAUGUGGGAGAAACAUUUAUCUGAGAAGGAAAGCCAGCCAGAAAAUCAGUCAACGCCAUCCCGAUGGCGAGGUGACAAGUCUCAGGUUCCUCAGCUGCAGGAAGAGCUCAUGACAAUUCGGCUGCGAGAGGCUGAUGCUAUGGCUGAGCUCAAAGAACUCAGGCUGCGGGUAAUGGAGCUGGAAACUCAGAAUCAAGUGAGUCUGAACCAGAUCCGAAGACAGGCUGAGGAAAUAGCGAAGCACAAACAGCUCUCCGAUUGUGUUGUGAGCAAAGAACGUGAGCUGCAUUCUCUUGUACAAGAUGAAGCGAGGAAGUUGACAGACCUCGAAUCCAAGAUGAAAGAAGAACGAAUGAAUGCUCGAAUACGUGAAGUGGAGCAUACGCAGGUCAUAGCUGAAAUGAAACAGAAAAUAUCUUCUUUAGAGAUAAGGAAUCAAGAGCUGCUCACUGCUGGUCAGCUGAGGGGAAGCACAGAAUCUGAGGAAGUGAAAGAACUGCAAGAUAAAAUGUCUGACCUCAAAGCUGAGGUCAUGCAGCUACGAAUAAUAAACAAGCGCCUCAAUUCAGCCUUAGCCCUGUCCAAGCUGCAACAAGAUGGCUCCCCUUCGUCACCCACUUCCCCCAGUGCUUACUCUCCUCCAUUGGCGUUCACCCACGGCAUGAUGAGCCGCAGCGGAAGUCUGCCCGAAGACAACCUCUCUGAGCACAUCCUGCAACUGGGCUUUGAGUACUCUGCUCCGAACAAGGCCAAGGUUUCCAAUGGGGAGGCUUGAUACGGAAAGCGAGAUGGAAAAUGUCUGUGAUGUGGACUCUCGAUUCAGUUCUUCAGAGGGUGUCUCUGAUUUGCGCGCGACUGGCACAGUUUUGUGAAGAACGAGUGGAAAUACUCCCUUUAGUGCUGAGCAUUGUAUAUGUUGCGCAGUUUUAUUCGCUGUUCUUACGCUAUAUAGCUGCUGAGGCUGGUACCUUAUUGAAAAAAUUGCCGGAAUUUAACGCGAUUGUGCGCAUCACUGAGUGCACUCACACUGUAAUGCGUACAUAAAUAUCAAUUGCUCGAUGCGUCACAUGCAGCUUUCUUGUUCUGAUUUUGAUACAAGCAGGCCAUGGUUUAGGAAUAUGGAGAGCUGUUUCUUACCGCCCUUAAUUCUUCCAGUACACCAAACCAUCAAUCAACCGCACCCAAUUUGAUCAACCAUUUUGCAUGGCACACGACAUACACAGUCGAAAGAAGCGCAUGUUACUGUUUUUUUCCCUCCUGGUGCUCUUCGUUGAGGUGACAAACCUAUUGCGAUCAAGUGCGCACAAUAUUUUCAACAUAAUUAGGGCGAAAUUGUAAUCUUUGCUUUCCUAGCCUUGUUUUUGCUGCUUUUGUUCCAAAGUUUUCAACAUUUCAAAAGCACAUCUACUCCAGAAUGUUGGUGCGUUACAUAGUGAGAGAAUGUGGAAAACAGAAAACCACUGGAGAACAAGGAAAGGAUGUGCUUCAGAAUUGAGAGCUUACAUUUGUAUUGACCAGCAGGAUAUCCACCAUUAAUGUCUGUGCAAGUACAUGGAACUGCUGUACAGAGGUCAAAGGAAGAGGUCAUAUUCCAUUGUUUUGUCUGUGGCCGUCCUUGCGGUGUAGUGCAAGAACUUUUCUGCUGAUUGAAGGAACAGAAAAAAAUCUUUUGUAAUCUAAUAGAGGGUUAGUAUAAUCACCCUUGUGCAAUCUCGUUUUGCUGCUAGUCCAAAAACAGAAUGGUAGUGGGAGCGUGGAACGGAGAUAUACUAGAGGGGAAACGUUAGGCCAUCCUUCGUACGCAUGUAAUGCAUCAUAUGAUAUGUCACAACAAAGUUCACAGUUCCAUGUGUGUUCACUGGGGGCAAAUUUGCUUAAUUACAGUUUGUGGAUGGAUCUGAUGCAUGCCUAUUCUCAUCAUGCCUUUCUUAACUGUGCUUUUUUCCCAUGUUCUACAUAACUUUUGCUCCUCUGUAUCUUUAAAAAGGCAGAAUCCUUUAACUUAGUAAAUGGCAUUCAGUAAAUCAGUGUUAAUUCUACUUUGGAGCAGAGAAAUAUUUUCGUCUUAUGAGCAUUCCGUUUUAAGUCUUGGAUUACAGUAGAGGAUAUGUUCAUGUACAAAUAUUACUCACUGCGUGUUUUGUUCAAUAUGUUGUUUGUACAAAGUUUAAUAACGUGUUUCUUUUUGUAAAAUUUCAUAGCUGUGAACAUAACAUGCAAUAUUCUUGGUUUUUGUCUUGCCUUGUGAUACUACGUUAUAGUAUUCGUCUAUCCUGAUAUUUUGAUUAACUAUAUUGCGUGGCUGUAGAAGAAAAAAAUGAGUCGACGUUUUCAACAAUUUUGUAUUUCUACUUAACUUUUAUUGUUGCAAUAUUUUAAGAGAAGGCUGCCGCUCCAUAUUAUUGGUGCAGUACUCGUUGUACCUAAUUUUUACUGCGCUUAUUUUUAUAGAUACCCUUCUGCAUAUGCGAUUUAUUUGCAAUACUUAUAUUUUGAUGCUUUAUAUUAAGGUAUGAUUAUCGGUUGUGUACAGAAAUUAACAUUUAUUUAUUAUGGCUACAAAUGCUGCAGUUGCAACACAUACCAUGGUUAUCAAAGUUGAGCUCCGAAGUUGUAUAGUCUAGAUUGGGAGAGUAGUUUUCAAGACCCUUUUGCUAAAGUGUGUGCAAGUGCGGUCGACUUUAGCUAGGAUGUGUGUUGUUUAUACGAGUGAAGCAGUUAGCACCAUUAUUAGGAAAAAGAAAACCACCCUCGCUGCACACUUGAGUAGAAUGACAUUGCACAAUACACUCGGUGAUGUUGAAUUGAAGACAUAGCUCCUUGUAGAGAGUGGACCCGUUGUUUGUUGGUAGUUAGCAGCAGCACCUAGCAGUCCCUGUUAUGUCUACUUCCCGUGUUGUGCAUAUAGAGUAAUUGGUGUACAGUAUGCUCUGUCCGGAAUGAACCUUGUUCAGUUUUGCAAAAUAAUAAAGUGAAUUUUUGCUGAA
Ornithodoros turicata is the source of this 5120-nucleotide messenger RNA. RefSeq names its product ecotropic viral integration site 5 ortholog-like (gene Evi5). Bases 197 to 2908 code for a protein of 903 amino acids. The record is from RefSeq and is a predicted model, not a curated record. Lineage: Eukaryota; Metazoa; Arthropoda; Arachnida; Ixodida; Argasidae. The transcript has 18 exons.